Messenger RNA from Medioppia subpectinata, 372 nucleotides. Lineage: Eukaryota; Metazoa; Arthropoda; Arachnida; Sarcoptiformes; Oppiidae. The record is from the annotation of a GenBank genome assembly.
AUGAUUAAAAACAUAUUAACGUUGAGUUUGUUAUUUGUAUUAAUUGUGUUAUGCGUUGAUGUGAUGGCCGGCGGACACGGCUGGGGUGGGGGCGGAGGCGGUGGCGGAUGGGGUGGCGGUGGAGGCGGAUGGAGCGGCGGAGGCGGCGGCUGUACAACAUGUGGCGGAGGGGGCGAUGAGGGCGGCUAUGAAGUGAUAAAAGUGAUUAAGAAAAAGCGGAUAAUACGGCCCGCAUAUCAAGAGGGAUAUGGAGGAGGCGGAGGUGUCUGUCAUAGCUGUGGUGGCGGCGGAGGAGGUGGUUAUGGAGGCGGCGGUCACUCCAAGAAAAUCAUCAUCAAAAUCGGUGGCGGCGGACUCAUAAAAGACACAUAG